AUGGUGCGUAGGUCUUUGGCUUUUCUGGAUUGUUGGAGAGAUGCUAAUGAAAAGCUGCAGGUUGGUGUUGGCCACAAACACACACAUGUCGUGACCUCUUGGGCAAAACCUGUGCUUGGGAGGCUCAAACUCAAUACUAAUGCUGCGUUAAGGGAGGUGGAUAAUGCAAUGGGGUUUGGAUGGGUCUUGCGGGAUGAUGGUGGUAAUUUCCUUGCUGCUAAGAAUGUCAUAGUACCCGGGUUGUAUACUGUUAGGGAGGCAGAGGUGCUUUCUAUACGAGAGGCGUUGAGUUGGCUGAAGGGCACUGGUUUGGGUGCGGUAGAUGUGGAAACUGAUUGUAAGAUUGUUUUUGAUGCUUUAACUUCGGAUUCUUUUAUUUCUGUUUUUGGCUAUUUAGUUGAUGAUGUAAAGAGCUUGGCAUUUGAGAUUGAGGAUGUGCAGUUCUGUCAUGUUAAGCGAUCUGCGAAUUGUGCUGCCCACGCUGUUGCUAGGGAGGCCUUUUCUGCGUCAGGUUGCAGUGAAAAUAGAAAAGAGAAACCCAGAAUAAGAUUCAUCAUCCUCACAAGUUACAACAACCGCGAUAAACUCGGGAUAAAUGGCAAAAUAGUUAAAUCCUCUCUUUCGUUUCUUCAGUUGACGACUCACGACGGCAACCACGGUGCACUCGGGCUACCGGUUACGAGUGUCGACAUUCUCCACUUCUCUUUGAAUAUUCGGGGACAGGGUUAUGAUGGUGCAAGUAACAUGCAUGGAAAAUGGAAUGGAUUGAAAGCUUUAAUCUUGGAUGAAUGUCCUUAUGCUUAUUAUGUUCAUUGUUUUGCACAUCGAUUGCAAUUGGCAUUAGUAGCUUCAUCAAAGGAAGUCAUCCUUGUCCAUCAAAUUUUCACCAAGUUGAACUCUAUUAUUAAUGUUGUUGGGGCAUCAUGUAAGCGCAAUGACCAGUUGAAAGUUGCUCAUGCCUCAAAUAUUGCUCAUUUGCUUAGUAUUGAUGAGCUAGAAAGUGGGAGAGGUCUUAAUCAAAUUGGUUCUUUACAAAGGCCGGGUGAUACUCGUUGGAGUUCUCAUUUGAAGUCUAUUUCAAGUUUGAUGAGAAUGUAUAGUGCAACAUGUGAAGUUUUACUUAAUAUUGUUGAAGAUGGAACUACACAUGCUCACCGUGGAGAUGCCGAUGCAGCUUAUGAGUCUUUUUGUGAAACUGUCAACAUAAUUUUGCCAGAUUUUGAUGCUCAAUAUAUUGCAAGAAGGGGAAGGGCUAGGCAUCAACAAGAUGAAUUAACAAUUGGGCAUCAUUACAAAUUUGAUAUUUUUAAUGCCGUGAUUGAUUCUCAAUUGCAAGAGUUGAGAAAUAGGUUUGAUGAUAAAGCAAUGGAGUUAAUUAUUCUGAGUUCAUCGUUAGAUCCAAAAGAGAUGCGUAUAUCAUUCAGAAUUGAUGACAUUUGCAAGUUGGUGGAGAAGUUUUACCCUCAAGACUUUGAAGAUUAUGAGAUUUUACAACUGAGAACGCAACUUGAACAUUUUGAACAUGUGCAACAACUUCCUGAUUUCAUAACACUAGAAAGUAUUUCUGAUCUAUGCCAAUGGUUGGUGAAAACUAGAAAAUCGAACAUCUAUCCACUUGUGUUCAGAGUAGUAACUCUCAUUCUCACACUUCCAGUAUCUACAGCUACUACAGAACGAUCUUUUUCUGCCAUGAAUAUAGUAAAGACUACACUCCGUAACAAGAUGGAAGAUGACUUUCUUAAUGAUUGUUUCGGUGAUAACUCCAGGCGGUUGCAGCAGGAGACGAUUGAGCAGCAGAUUGAAGCGAAACAACAAGAGCAGGCAGAGGCUUAG
Ipomoea nil (Japanese morning glory) is the source of this 1833-nucleotide messenger RNA. RefSeq lists its product as uncharacterized. The coding region runs from base 1 to 1833 and encodes 610 amino acids. The record is from RefSeq and is a predicted model, not a curated record. Gene Ontology annotation, molecular function: RNA-DNA hybrid ribonuclease activity; nucleic acid binding; protein dimerization activity. The transcript has 6 exons. Lineage: Eukaryota; Viridiplantae; Streptophyta; Magnoliopsida; Solanales; Convolvulaceae.